AUGGCACAACCAAGUCCUAACUUCGAAAGCCUAGCGGCAACGAUUAGUGAAUCAUCAAACGCCAUCACUUCAUUUCUGAAGUCAAAGAACCUUCCCACCCCAUCAUUCGACGAAAAUGGCCCUCCAGAUAUCCCCAAGGACCCUGAAGUCCAAGGCGCUCGUCUGCAGCUCCUCGGUGCACUGACUGAUAUGCUUCACCUUGCUAUGGGCCCCGCAUUCUACAGCCUGUUCUCGCCCGUAUGGAACAACCACGAUCAGAUGACCAUCGAUGUCCUCAAUCAAUUUGAUUUCUUCUUGGCUGUCCCACUCGGCGGUUCCGCAACUUACAGCGAGAUCUCACGCGCAACAAAUCUUCCUGAAUCUGUCGUUCGCCGAAUAUUGAGACAUGCCUUCACCAUGCGACUAUUUGCAGCAACUGAGCCAGGUUCUGAGUUUGUGAAACACACCGCUACCACAGCUUACCUUGCCAAAACGCCAGCCAUGCGAAGUAUGAUAGCUCACCAGACCGAAGAAACUCGAGCGGGAUCAUUGCAUUUUGCUGAAUCACUGAGGAAGUAUAGCGCCGGCAAGCCAAAUCUCAGCGAGGAGAUUCUUGAGUCCGGCUUCUCGAUCGCCGAUAUUGAUAGAACUGGGCACCCAGUGGAUUAUUGGGCGUAUGCAAAAGUGACUCCAGAAGGCAAGCCGGAGGGUUUCAGAGAGAAGAGAUUUGCUGAAGCUAUGCAGGCUGCAGCCGGAGGAUCCAGUGCUCCCACCGAGCUUCUUAGAGAUAAUUUUGACUGGGGAAGCCUGGGGGGCGGAACAGUAAUAGAUGUUGGGGGCUCCAGCGGACACGACGCUGUACUCCUAGCUAAAGCCUUCCCCAAAAUCUCCUUUAUAGUUCAAGACCGUCCUGAACUUGAGCCAGCUUUUCGAUCAUACGUCCCCCAAGAGCUGUCUUCGCAAAUCACCUUUCAACCUCACAACUUCUUCAACCCACAAACAGAGCAAGCGGACGUAUACAUCCUCAAAAGAAUUCUCCAUGACUGGCCGGACAAGUACGUGGUGCAGAUCUUAAAGAAUCUCACGCACAAACUCAAACCGAGUAGUCGCAUCUUGUUAUUCGAGUCAAUGUUUCCUGAUGCUGCCGUCCAAAGUCAGCUCCCGCCAACGAUGCUGCGCAUGUUAGGCGCAAUCGAUCUGCAAAUGAUUACGUUGUUCAACAGCUUGGAGAGAUCCUAUGAGCAGUGGCAGGAGGUAAUCAAGCGAGCUGACGAUCGAUUUGAGGUUCGUUUGAUCGCGUCGACACCUGAUAGUUUGAGAGGAAUCUUGGAGAUUCGCCUUACCUGA
Molecule: messenger RNA, 1326 nt
Organism: Talaromyces amestolkiae
Lineage: Eukaryota; Fungi; Ascomycota; Eurotiomycetes; Eurotiales; Trichocomaceae
Exons: 3
Coding region: 1-1326 (441 amino acids)
Molecular function (GO): O-methyltransferase activity
Source: RefSeq, a predicted model, not a curated record